GGAGGGUAGACAACUCUCAAUGUAAACUUCCGUGUGAGUCAUUCCGAAAUAUUGUUCACAGUUUGUUACGGUUGUGUAAGGUAUUCUCGUGCACAAAUUGCUAUGUGUGAACGGAAAACGCAAUAUGGCUGAAGGUGCUAGCUCGGACGUACCUAAAAACACGCUGCCAAUCCGCGGAAAGGUACAAAAAGUGCGCCAGGAGUGGGCAGUACAUGAAGACGGGGCCUUUGCCUACCAUCUACAGAGUGAGGAAAUUGACCGCCACUACGGAUUGAAUCGCUUCAACAAUAGGACAGUCAGGGUUGACAUUCCGAUCGCCAAAAUUGUUCAGACAGAUGAAGAAUUGCGACUGCAAAAUGAGCGUUUCCAGGAGCUUCAGGCAUUGAAUGCUCAAGCAGAGGAGGAUGAGAGGAUUGCCAAGCAGCUGUUGGAGCAGGAGCAGCUCCAGAAUGAGGCUCACAAGAUGGCCAUAGAGCUCACAGAUGAGGAGUUUGCCAAGAGUGUACAGGAGAAAGAGAAGAAGCGAUACGAGCGAUACCUGGAGAAGAAGCGGCUGCAGAAGCUGAAGAAGGAGCGAGAGCAGAUAGAGAGAACACAGCAGCAGCGUACGGAGGAGGCCAGACUACAUGUGAGACAGACUUCAGGUGGGACACGCAGCACAGAUGACCUUGAGGAGCACAUGGGUGACCUUGACCUCCACGAAGGUCAAAACCAGAGGUAUUGUUGCAGUUACAGGGUGACCCCAAGUGGCAAGAUCGAGGAUGACGGUGACUUCUCUGACUUCUACAAGCUGCCCGACCACGUGGACCCCGCACACAGGCAGGUGCUCCAGGAACUGCAGGAUGAGGAGCUGGCCAAGCUGCUGCAGGAGCAGGAACACAAGCGUACAAAGGCGGAGGUUGACCGGGCGAAGCUGCGGGAGAUAGAGGCUCAGGACGCGCGUCUGGCAGAGAUCAUGCAGGAGCAGGAGAAGAUACGACUGAAGAAGGCCAAGCAGAAGUGGAAAGAGGAACAAGAGGCUAAACGUGCACAGGAGGCAGCCCAGAGACCCCCACCUCUGCCCCGCCGGCCUGCCGACCAUGACCACCGCCGGUACCGACGUAACAGCUUCAUUCUCUCCAUGGAGAACAAUGGCGGAGAUGGGGAUCAGCAGGAUGACCUUUCCAGUCCGGGGUCGUCUGAUGACUUCAUUCCAGCUGACGACCCAAGGCUGCAGCCUACUCUGGGACAUAGACUUGCAGAUCAAGCCUCUACUGAGAGACAUAGAUCUGGUCAGGCCUCUGAGAGACAUAGAUCUGGUCAGGCCUCAGAGAGACAUGGAUCUGAUCAGCAGGCUUCUGAGAGACAUAGAUCUGAUCAGGCCUCUGAGAGACAUAGAUCUGGUCAAGAUUCUGAGAGACUCAGAUCAGUUCAUGCAUCAAAUGGACAGAGGUCUGAUCCAAGAAGACAAGCUUCUGGUGAUAUGUCAUUAAACCACUCAGGAGGUGGCUCUCGUGAGAUUAUGCAAAACUUUCAAAAUGUGCAAAAAGUGAAAAACACAAACUUGAAUAACACUCGAAAUCAACCGGAUUUUAACCCAGCAAUUUUGCCACAAGAUAAGCCAGACGUUGAACGAUGGCUGGCUUCACAGCCCCCAGAUGCUUUACGUCGUCGGUUGCGUUCGGAGGAAAGUGAUCAGAUGUUUGACUCGCCCUCACCACCUAAUAGCCUGCAGGACGAUGAAGCAUUCUCACAUAAUGGACUAAGUCGCUCUCACCACCACAAUGUGACGGCCGAUACGGGGUCCCACUAUGCAGUCAGUGACCCAUUCAACUUCAAUAUCGCCACGGCGAUAGACCCCACGUACACAAGGCGAACGUCUGAAGGGGUAACGGAGAGGAAACAGCCCGUGAAUCAUUCACAGCACAGGCCCCCUGUGGCCUUAGAAGACCGAACCAUUGGUACCGGAUCAUCCCACGAUAGCUACAAUGACGACGAACCAGGGGUUGUGAGCCCAUUUGUGCCGGUUCAAGGUCAACGAAGGACAGGGGGUGAAAGGUCACGGAAACCCAAACAACCUGAUAGGGGACAGAACUCGUCAAAAGACAAAAAUAAUUGUAAACAGCAGUAGUUUCUGAAUUGCAUUUAACUGACUUGUCCACAGGUUGGCAAAAUAACAAUUAAAAAAAAAAAUUGUCGUAGAAUUAAAAAAAGAAUGUAUGCGUCGAUGCCAAACAAGCAAAGUAACACUUGGAUCUCCUUACUGUGAAUUUUAAACGAUUAAAUUGUUUUUGGAUAAUUUUCAAUUGAAAUUGGUACAAUAAUUAAGUGUUUAUAUUGCUUUUCAAUCUUAAUGUUUAAAAAAUGUGAAUUAUCGACAUAACGCUUAAACUACUUCCUGAAUAUAAAACUACAAUGUACCAGAAUGUAGCUAAUAGUUUUAAGAUCGCAUUUGUCAUUCCAUUUAAAGUUUCAUAUUCCAUGAAGGGUAAAAUAAUGCUUGGUCAGUUUUUGUAUAAAAUGUUACUAACACAAUCAUGCAAUUGUAAGCACCAAACGUCUCACAGUUCCAUUUUUAAGGAACAGGGUUUUUAUGUAAUUGACUUCACUGUUGACAUUUUAUGAAUUAUAAUUUAUCAAAGUACAAAACAACUAGACACUGAAUUGUUUAGCAGUUCAAGUUAAAGAAUUGUAUUGAAAAGAAAAAUAUCCAUUUUCAAUUCUGCUGCUGAUUAUUUGGACAUAUCAAAACAUUCCAUUUAAAUUUAUCUGGUGUGCCUUCAAAACAAGUUUCUUUACAAAGUAUCAAAUUUCAUUUUUUCAUGGAUGUAUAAAAUAAUAGUUAUAAUGAUGAUUCUGCUGCAAUGAUUUUUUGUGAAAUGUCUUUCCAAGUUCUGAAAUUCAAAAUAUAGAUGGAGAAAGGAAAAUGUAUUUCAUGAAAAUAUCUAACUUGAAUUUCUGUUUGAUUGUAAUUAAGUAGUACUAAAAAUGUUUAUGAAUUUUGAAAAAGAACUAUAUAGUAUUACUUUUAUAAACAGCAAUAAAAUUAAAACAAGAAAUUUAUGAAUGAGAUAAUUUAGACAAUUUGCGGGUUAUUGUUACAGAUAUUUAUAGUUGAUUUUUUAUACUUUUGCAAAUACUCAAUAUGUGUAGUGUAGAUGACAAUGGUAUCACCACCUUCAAGGUGGUUGCACAGGUUGCUAGACACAACAAAUUAUUAUUAGACUAGAACAAAGCUUUUACAUCGGUGAUGGAUUCCACAUGUAUUUCCAUUUUCAUUCCACGUAAGAUUUUACAUAUGUAAUUUUAGAUGCCACACUAUUUUCAUGUUCAUUCCACUUCAGAUUUUGCAGAUGUAUUUUAAGCUUGACUGUUAAUGAGACAGUACAAGCUGUAUUACUCACCAUAAUGUGUCUUGUUCUGUGAAAAUUGGGCAAAAUGCAUGUGCGUAAAGUGUCAUCCCAGAUAAGCCUGUGCAGUCCGCACAGGCUAAUCAGGGAUGACACUUUCUGCUUUAAUGGUAUUUUUAGUUUAAAGGAAUUCCCUUUUUACCAAAAUCUAGUAAAAGUGGAAAGUGUCGUCCCUGAUUAGCCUGUGCGGACUGCACAUGCUAAUCUGGGACAACACUUUACGCACAUGCAUUAUGACCAGUUUUAUCAGAACAAGACACAUAUAUUAGUGUGGACGUAAUGCUCUUGUUAAGGUAAACUUAUGGAUACUUAAGGAACUUGGGAAUAUUGGAUACUUAUAGGAUUGUACAUGUGUCCUUUCUGUUACAAACUAGUCACUAAAUGUUCUGUAUAUCAACCUGAAACUUCAUAAAUAUGUGGUAAUUGUGCAAGAGAUUAUUUUAGUGGAUGUCAGGCUAUUUGUUUCUGAUGUGCUUUUGAACAAAGGGCAAUUUUGGAUACUAACAUUUUUCUACAUGUGUAUUUUGUGUUGCAAGCAGUUUUCUGUGUAAUAAAAGAAAACUAUUCAAGUGAUGUUUAUACUUUGUAAAAGUGCAAGACAUUAUUUUGGUUGGUGUCACACUAUGGGUUGAAGAGUAAUGUGCCCUUGAACUUAGACAUUUGAUUCAAUAAAUCAAUAUGAAGCUUUUUGUCUCUAUGUGUGAUCAAAGUGUAGUAGCAAACGAAAAAAAAAACAAAAAAAAUUAACUGAUAAUUAAGUUUUGUACCUGCUUAAAAUGAGUCUUUGCGGGGCAGUUGGUCAUCUUUCAUAACUGUUCUGGUUUUAACUGUUAUACUUACUCUACCGGUAUUCAAAUAUAUGUAUUGCUAUUGUUUUGGUUAUUUUCUUGACAAAACGAAGUUGUGUUCAAUAUAUAUAAGCACCAUGGUUACCAUUGUUUGAAUUUAAAUUACUUGUAUACAUUUUAGUUCACUUUUAACUGAAUGUAUGCCUUGACAACACUUUUUUAUGGCUUUAUAUAUCGUUCACCUUACUAUUGGGCCUUCUAUGUUAAUAUGCUGGCGCAUUCCAUUUCAUUCCAAUUGAUGUUUUGCUGAAGGAAAAAACUGAAAUAAAUGGCUUCAAACCAUGCUGUCUCGCAGGUAAUGUCAGUACAACUUUAGAUGUACAUAUUAUUACAUGUAACAAUUGUAAUGUUUAUUUAUUUUUUUCACAAAUCGAUGUGGAUCCAACUGACUGUGAAGGGAGGCUUAAAGUUCCUACAUGUCAUCAGUUUGUCAGUCUGUGCUGCUUCUAGAGUGGCUCAUAAUUUCUGAAGUGUUGAAGGCAUGCAAAUGGAAAUUUAUUAAAAUGAUAAAGGGGCUUUCAGGGGAAGAGUAGAUUUCAAGAACCGCAAUUCUCCGCAGAAUUUACAGAGUGAUUGCCAUUCAGUAAACUUUCUUGGUAUAACUCCCUCAAUAAAAACUUUACAUUGAUAGAGUAUUUUAACUUCAACUCUUAACGACAAUUAGUUUUAACUUGAAAUUGUUGUAACAUACUAGAUAUCCGGGGGUCAAGCACCAAGUAAAUGGUAAGAAAUUAACCCUACACAAAAAUAAAACUAGACUCAGCAUAGUUCUUGUAUGUAACUUUGUUAUUUAUUGAUUGAUCCUUUUUAUGCCCCCGAAGGAGGGCAUAUAGUGAUCGCACUGUCCGUCUUUCCAUCCAUCUGUCUGUCCGUCUGUCUGUCACACUUUGCAUUUAGGUUUAAAAAAAUGCUCAUAACUCUAUGUCCAUUCAGAUGUAACAUUCAUAUUUGGUAUGCAUGUGUAUAUGGACAAGGCCUUUCCAUAGGCUCACAAAUUUUGACCCCUUUGACCUUUACCUUGAACUUAGGGUCAGCAUUUAGGUUUCGAAAAAUGCUCAUAACUUCUAUCAAAGCGCUUAUCGGGGGCAUCCUAUGGAGACAGCUCUUGUUUUUCAUAUUAUAAACAUGUUUUUACAGAAAAAAUAGUAUUUAUAUACAAAACGGAUAUUUGUUGGUUGAUAUAGAUUAUUGAUUUUAAUUCAUGACUGAGCAUGGAAUCAAAUACUGAUUGUUCAUGACUGAAUUAAAAUCAAAUGUCUACCACAAAAUAACACCUUUAUUGUAUGCUUUCCCAAGGUUUAUUAUAAUAUAAAAAAAUCUUAAAGUAAGGUGUUGAAUGGAAAAUUAAGUGCAGAAUCAUAAAAAUGAUGUUAUUUAAAAAAAUGUUGAGGCGGGAAAACCCAAUGAUCAGUUGUGCGUACAGAGUUCAUUACAGAAACUUGUAGUUCUAGUGCUGUGAAAAGUAAAAACUGUCCAUAAUUUUGACUGUUUAGGACAAUUAAAUAUCCAUUUACCUUGAAACAACAGGAAAGUAUAUGAUAAUUUUGUUAUGUGUUCAAAGGUUGCUGAGUUUAUACUUAUUUUGAUUGCAUGGUAUUCAAAUAGUAUAUUUUUACUAUAAAUUGUAUAUUUUAUACACUUGAAUGGUAGUAUUUGUUAUGUAACUGAUUAUAGGUAGGUUUGGAACUUGUGCAAGAAGACGUGACCUUAUUGCAGUGUUUAUAUACGUAUCUUUAUAUUCAUGUGGAUGGCAUAGGUUAUGUAAAUGAUCCUCCCUCUGGGAAACGGGGCUUAAUGCAUGCCAGUGAAGUGUCGCUCCAUAUUAGCCUGUGCAGUCUGCAUGACACUUUCCACUUUAAUGGUAUUCUUGUUUUAAAGGACAUCUUCUCUAAAUGAAAGUCCAGUGUAGUUUAAUGUAGGACGUCACUACGCUCAUCCAUUAAGCCCCGAUUUUCCCACAAUGUGAUGUAUAUCUUUUAUUUCUGCUGAGCUGUGUUGUCUUUUCAAGGAUAGAGAACAUUAACCCAUUUAUGCCUAGCGUCUAGAAAAAAGGCCUUGGCAAACAGCGUAGACCCAGAUGAGACGCCGCAUGAUGCGGCGUCUCAUCAGGGUCUGCACUGUUUGCUUACAGGAAUUUCUGUAAGAACUAUUCUAAAUAUAGAAAUAAAUAUACUAGACAUCCAUAAUUUUGGAAAUAUAUUGAUCCAAUUAAGAAGGAUGGGAGAGUCCACUAGGCAUAAAUGGGUUAAGACGCUUCCUGAAAACUAAUUUGAGGAAGCGAACCCAUAGUUUGAUAAUACACUUUGCAAUUUCUUUUAUUGUCUGUUUGAAUUGUGUGUGCAUUUUCACACGAAUAUAUUAGCAAUCAUGAUUGUACACAAUACCUUUAAUACCAGAAAUAUAUUGGUCCUUUGUGUAUUAAUUGUAAAAAAGGUUUUUUAUGUUUUCUUUGAUCACAUAUACACAAAAAACACAAAUUAACACAGUGUUUUUCCUUUUUUAAAUUAGAAAAUUAUCAAAUUGAUAAUCUUUGAUUAAAUGUUAAUUGUUAGUAUGUUUUUGUUAGUUAAAUCUACUCUGAUCAGAUCAAAUUAAAAAACAAAAAAACUAUUAAAUCUGCCACUUUUCUUUUUAUGCCCCCCUUCGAAGAAGAGGGGGUAUAUUGCUUUGCACAUUUCGGUCGGUCGAUCUGUCGGUCCAUCCACCAGGUGGUUUCCGGAUGAUAUUUCAAGAACGCUUAGGCCUAGGAUCAUGAAACUUCAUAGGUAGAUAGAUCAUGACUCGCAGAUUACCCCUGUUGAUUUUGAGGUCACUAGGUCAAGGUCAUGGUGACCCGAAAUAGUAAAAUGGUUUCCGGAUGAUAACUCAAGAACGCAUAUGCCUAGGAUCAUGAAACUUCAUAGGUAGAUUGAUCAUCACUUGCAGAUGACCCCUAUUGAUUUUGAGGUCACUAGGUCAAAGGUCAAGGUGACCCGAAAUAGUAAAAUGGUUUCCGGAUGAUAACUCAAGAACGCUUACGCCUAGGAUCAUGAAACUUAAUAGGUAGAUAGAUCAUGACUCGCAGAUGACCCCUAUUGAUUUUGAGGUCAGUAGGUCAAAGGUCAAGGUGACCCAAAAUAGUAAAAUGGUUUCCGGAUGAUAACUCAAGAACACAUAUGCCUAGGAUCAUGAAACUUCAUGGGUAGAUUGAUCAUGACAGGCAGAUGACCCCUAUUGAUUUUGAGGUCACUAGGUUAAAGGUCAAAGUGACCCGAAAUAGUUAAAUGGUUUUCCAGAUGAUAACUCAAGAACGCUGACGCCUAGGAUCAUGAAACUUCAUAGGUACAUUGAUCAUGACUCACAGAUGACCCAUAUUGAUUUUCAGGUCACUAGGUCAAAGGUCAAGGUCACGGUGACCCGAAACAGUAAAAUUGUUUCCGGAUGAUAACUCAAGAACGCUUUUGCCUAGGAUCAUGACACUUCAUAGGUACAUUGAUCAUGAUUCGCAGAUGACCCCUAUUGAUUUUCAGGUCACGAGGUCAAAGGUCAAGGUCACAGUGACAAAAAACGUAUUCACACAAUGGCUGCCACUACAACGGACAGCCCAUAUGGGGGGGGGGCAUGCAUGUUUUACAAACAGCCCUUGUUUAUAAUUUAAAACUAUAGUUGUUGGAUAGUUACAGAUUAUUUCAUUUGGUGUUGAUGACAUUAUUCUGUUGAACAGCUUUGCUGUUAAGUUCAUUUUAAACUUUUCCCUAUGCAAGCUUCUUAAAAAUAAAAAUUAAAAUUGGAAAGUUCCUGUUUUCCAAUUGAAGAACAAUUACUUUGAAUCUCAUUUUGAUUUGCUCAGUCAGAUGUUAACAACAUACCUGUUAGUUUACGUGGUUACGAUGAUGCACUAAUCACUCAGUAAUGUAUACAUCACAUACACAGUUGAAAUACCUGUUAAGUUCUUGUGAACAGUGAAAAUGAGUGUGUAAUUCAACAUUUUUAUUACUGAAUAACCCUCACCCUUGUUACAAUUUAAUUAUAAAAAUACAUUGAGUAACGUGCAUUAUUUACCAUUUCAGAAACUAUUGUUUCAACUUCUAUUUGCAGUAAUAUCAUUGCUUUAUUUUAAUAUAUUUAAACUCAAAAUGGUGUCCUUUUCAUCAAACAUUUAAUUAGCAAAUGGUCUAUAUUCGUUUUGAUUGUGCAUUAUGUUUUUUGUUGUGUAAUAAACACUAAAUUAAAACUUAUCUAAGCAAACAGAACAUUAUUAGGAAUUUUUGGAUAUUGAAAAAUGUACUCCUUAAGACAUGUACAAAGGCUAUUCAUUUUAUUUAUGUGCAAAAUUUAAAUUCAUAUAUAUUUUGUCAAUUGUAAUUAUUUUCAUUGUUAUUGUAUAAAUAACUAAUCAAGCAAUUCACAUUUGAGCUGCACAGGUAUAACUUUGUUGAUUUAUAUUAUAUUUUUGUUAAUAAACAUGCUUACUGAC
This is a messenger RNA of Dreissena polymorpha, 8693 nucleotides long. Its product is annotated as trichohyalin-like. The transcript has 11 exons. Lineage: Eukaryota; Metazoa; Mollusca; Bivalvia; Myida; Dreissenidae. The record is from RefSeq and is a predicted model, not a curated record. Bases 125 to 2110 code for a protein of 661 amino acids.